Molecule: messenger RNA, 796 nt
Organism: Paramacrobiotus metropolitanus
Lineage: Eukaryota; Metazoa; Tardigrada; Eutardigrada; Parachela; Macrobiotidae
Exons: 4
Coding region: 41-796 (251 amino acids)
Source: RefSeq, a predicted model, not a curated record
UGUCCCGAUUUCGCUGGCUGGAUACGAAAACGGUGCUAUAAUGGAAAUUGCAGCAGCACAUUUUGUCCUGGUACUUGUCUUCCUGCCUAUCGGAGAUUCCCAAAAGAGCCCUUUGUACCAAACCGGCAAUGCGUACGUGAACUAUAGCAGUCCUUCUCGCUACCGGUGUGGCGUACCUAACGUUAUUCCCAAUAUACCCAUUAUUCCAGAGCAGUAUCUGGGUACGUGGUAUUUAUACCGCAAUAACUACGAUGGAACCCCAGUGAAUGGAAGAAUGAACUUCGAAUUCCUCGGAAAUGAUUAUGCUUUAUACGUCAAUCAGCGUGCAGUAUCCCAGCUGGUCACCGUGAUGUUCAAUGAUUCUCCGGAUCCCAACAAACCUCACUGCACUGCGGAAACCUGGGUGGGGAAGGUCAUCGCCAAAGGGGCUCUUCAAGGUCUCCAAUGGAUAAAUAAUGCAGAUACCCCAGUUGAAGGAUUCUAUCAAACGGUGUACUUCGAACCGGAUAGUGUGUUCCUCAAGUAUACCUGCGCCAAACCCAACUUCAAUACCGGUAUUUGCGAAAAACCACUUUUCGACGCCUUCACGCGAACACGAUGGACGCAACUGGAUGCGAGUACACUGUACCGCAUAGACCAAAACUUUAAUAUUGCAUUGUCCCCGUUUUGCAUGUCCGCCCAGGAUCUGCCUCGUAAGGAUCAAAAUGCAAAUUUUCUCGAAUGCCCGACUCCGCCAUUACCGAACUGCUCUGCCAAUAUUGCUCGUGGAUAUCGCGCUGCAGCAGCAGCUUCUUAA